AUGGCAAUUUAUACUCAUAAGGUAUCAAAAGCUGUUUAUAAUAAUGAGAUUGUGAAAAAGAUAAGUCAUGGAAAUUUGAAAGAUUUAGAGACAAGGGUUUAUUUAAUAUGGUUAGGGUUAACAAUAUUAUUUAUUUCACUUUCUGUGUCUAUUGGUUUUUAUGGAUAUUCUAACGGCUACAUGAGAUUUAAUCCAGGUUCAAAUCCAAGGUUAGAAAACUUGAAAAAUGUAAAGAAUUCAUAUCAGAAAAAUGAAAUUCAAAGCAGUGAAAAACAAUCGGAACUAAAUGAGAAGAAAAAUCAAUUAGUUAAACUGAAUACUAUUGAUUUGGAACCUUAUAGAUUAUCAAUAAAAGAUGUUUCAAAAUUAUUUGAAACUGAUUUAACCAAAGGGUUAACUGAAGAUCAAGCUUUGGCAAAUCUUAAUGAAUUUGGUAAGAAUAAUUUAGGUAAAGAAGAAAGUAUAUCAAUUACUAAGAUAUUAGCUCAUCAAAUUUUUAAUGCAAUGAUCUUGGUAUUAAUAAUUUCAAUGAUUAUUGCUUUAGCUAUUAGAGAUUGGAUAAGUGGUGGAGUUAUUGGAUUUGUUAUUGGUAUAAAUAUAUUUGUUGGAUUUAUUCAAGAAUUUAAAGCUGAAAAAACAAUGGGAUCGUUAAGAAAUUUAAGUUCACCAGAAGCAAGAGUUAUUAGACAAGGUAUAGAACAAAAUAUUGAUGCUGAAAAUGUUGUACCUGGUGAUAUUGUACUUAUUAAAGUUGGUGAUACUGUUCCAGCAGAUUUAAGAUUAAUUGAAAAUUUAAAUUUAGAAACUGAUGAAGCAAUGUUAACUGGUGAAUCAUUACCUAUAGCAAAAGAUUGUGAAGAAAUUUUUAUUACAAAUGAUCCAAUUCCUGUUGGUGAUAGAAUUAAUAUGGCUUUUAGUUCAUCAAUUGUUGCUAAAGGUAGAGGUAAAGGGAUUGUUGUUGCAACUGCUUUAGAUACUGAAAUUGGUAAAAUUGCAGAUUCUUUAAAAAAUAGUGAUGAUAAAUUAAUUGUUAAAGUUACCCAACCAACUUUUAAAAAUUAUUGUAUUGCAAUUUGGAAAUCAACUUUAAAUAUUAUUUUUAAUGUAUUAGGUACAAAUGUUGGUACUCCAUUACAAAGAAGAUUAGCUUGGUUAGCUAUUUUAUUAUUUUGGGUUGCUGUUAUAUUUGCAAUAGUUGUAAUGGGAUCUCAAAAAAUGAAUGUUAAUAGAAAUGUUGCCAUAUAUGCUAUUUGUGUUGCAUUAUCAAUGAUACCUUCAUCAUUAAUUGUUGUUUUAACUAUAACAAUGGCUAUUGGUGCACAAGUAAUGGUUACAAAAAAUGUUAUUGUUAGAAAAUUAGAUUCUUUAGAAGCUUUAGGUGGUAUUAAUGAUAUUUGUUCAGAUAAAACAGGUACUUUAACAUUAGGUAAAAUGAUUGCAAAAAAAAUUUGGAUACCAAAUUUUGGUUCUUUCAAUGUUGAAAAUUCAAAUGAACCUUAUAAUCAUACAAUUGGUGAGGUGAAAUUUAAUAAAUUAUCUCCUAAACAAAUAGAUGAUAUUGAUGAAGAAAUUAUAUUUAGUGAUGUUCCAGAAGUUGAAAAUGAGCAAUUGAAAGAUUGGAUGGAAACUGCAACUUUAGCUAAUAUUGCAAAAGUUAAACAAAUAAAUGAUGAAUGGGAAGCUCAUGGUGAUCCAACUGAAAUUGCUAUUAAUGUAUUUACAAGAAGAUUAGGUUAUGAAAGAGAAGAUUUAAUUCAAGAUAACAAUUUAAAUUUUAUUUCUGAAUUUCCAUUUGAUUCAUCAAUUAAAAGAAUGUCAACAAUUUAUGAAAAUCCUCAAGGUAAAACUAAAAUUUAUUCAAAAGGUGCAGUUGAAAGAAUUUUAGAAAUUUGUGAAAACUGGUAUGAUGAUGAAAAUAAUAAAUUAGUUCCCCUCACUGAAGAAUCAAUUGAAAAAAUUGAACAAAAUAUGAAUUCAUUAUCAUCACAAGGUCUUAGAGUUUUAGCAUUUGCUUCAAUAACAUUAAAUCCAGAAAUUACAGAUUUAAAUUCAAGAGAACAAGUUGAAACAAAUUUAUCAUUUUUAGGAUUAAUUGGAAUUUAUGAUCCUCCAAGACCAGAAUCUUUAAAAUCUGUACAAUUAUGUCAUCAUGCUGGUAUAAAUGUUCAUAUGUUAACUGGUGAUCAUCCUGGUACUGCUCGUGCUAUAGCUCAAGAAGUUGGUAUAUUACCUCAUAAUUUAUAUCAUUAUUCAAAAGAAGUUGUUUCAUCAAUGGUAAUGACAGCAAAUGAAUUUGAUUCUUUAACAAAUGAUGAAAUUGAUAAUUUACCAGUAUUACCAUUAGUUAUUGCAAGAUGUGCUCCACAAACUAAAGUUCGUAUGAUUGAAGCAUUACAUAGAAGAAAAAAAUUUGUUGCAAUGACAGGAGAUGGAGUUAAUGAUUCACCAUCUCUUAAGAAAGCUGAUGUUGGAAUAGCAAUGGGAAUGAAUGGAUCAGAUGUUGCAAAAGAUGCUUCUGAUAUUAUAUUAACUGAUGAUAAUUUUUCAUCUAUUUUAAAUGCUAUAAAGGAGGGAAGAAGAAUGUCUUCUAAUAUUCAAAAAUUUGUUUUACAAUUAUUAGCUGAAAAUGUUGCACAAGCUAUAUAUUUAAUGGUUGGUUUAGUAUUUAUGGAUAAUGAUGGAUUUUCUGUAUUUCCUUUAGCACCAGUUGAAGUUUUAUGGAUUAUUGUUGUUACUUCAUGUUUUCCUGCAAUGGGAUUAGGUCAAGAAAAAGCUCAACAUGAUAUAUUAGAUUUACCACCAAAUAAAACAAUUUUUACAAAAGAAGUAAUGAUUGAUAUGUUUGCUUAUGGUAUUUGGAUGGCUGCAUGUUGUUUAGGUGUAUUUGUUAUAGUUGUAUUUGGUGCCGGAGAUGGUAAUUUAGGAUCUGAUUGUAAUACAACAUCUGGGUCCGAAUGUGGAUUAGUAUUUAGAGGUAGAGCAGCAGCUUUUUCAGCUUUUACUUGGUGUGCAUUAUUAUUAGCUUGGGAAUGUAUUCAUUUAAGAUUAUCAUUUUUUAAAAUGCAUCCAGAAUCAGAAAGAAAUUGGUUGGUACAAUUAUGUAAAGAUUUAUGGGAAAAUCAAUUUUUAUUUUGGUCAAUUAUUGGUGGAUUUGUUUCAGUAUUUCCUGUUAUUUUUAUACCUGUUAUUAAUGAUAUUGUAUUUCAACAUGAUCCUAUAGGUUGGGAAUUUGGUUUAGCUAUUGGUUUUACUAUAUUAUUUUUUAUUGGAGCUGAAUUUUGGAAAUGGAUUAAAAGAAUUUAUUUAAGGAAAUUUAUUACCAAUGGUAAUGGUGUAUCAAAUGAAACUAAUGACCCAUUUGAAAAAUAUGAAUCAUUUAGUAAGAGUAAUACAUUAGUUGUUUAA
Molecule: messenger RNA, 3405 nt
Organism: Lodderomyces pseudojiufengensis
Lineage: Eukaryota; Fungi; Ascomycota; Pichiomycetes; Serinales; Debaryomycetaceae
Product: ENA1
Exons: 2
Coding region: 1-3405 (1134 amino acids)
Biological process (GO): intracellular calcium ion homeostasis; calcium ion transmembrane transport
Cellular component (GO): plasma membrane
Molecular function (GO): P-type calcium transporter activity; ATP hydrolysis activity; ATP binding
Source: RefSeq, a predicted model, not a curated record